Molecule: messenger RNA, 1872 nt
Organism: Dictyostelium discoideum AX4
Lineage: Eukaryota; Evosea; Eumycetozoa; Dictyosteliales; Dictyosteliaceae
Exons: 1
Coding region: 1-1872 (623 amino acids)
Source: RefSeq, a predicted model, not a curated record
AUGAUUAGAAAAUCAAAUAAUUUUUCAAUUUUGUUUGCAAUAUUUUUAAAAAUUGUUUUUGUGGUUUCAGCGCCGCUAUGCCCAAAUUCAACGAUUUUAUUAAAUUACAACAUCCUAACGGUUUAUAAUUCAUCAGAAGGAUGUGGUUUUAAUAACGAGCCGAUAUGCACAUCACUCAAAGAUGCUGUUAGCAGAGCAUUUUUAUUAAUAUCAAAUAAUAGUCGUGUUUGUAUUGGUAUCAUUGGUAAUAUAAAUGUAACAUCAGAACAAAUUACAUUGGGUAAUUAUUGUGGUGCCUUGUGGAUCACUUCAGAAAAUAUCAAUAAUGAAAAUAAUAAUUAUACAAUAAUCGAUGGAUCAAGCUCAACCCAACCAUUUCUGACAUAUGAACCAGAAGAGGAAAAUAAUCAAACUCAAUCAUGUUCAAGAUGGUUCUUCUUUCAAUAUAUAAAUUUUACAAAUUGGGAUAGACCAAUUGUCUCUGUGACCAAUCAAAUUUCAGAUAAUUCCGAGAAACAAUCAAGUUUCAUAUAUUUCGAAAGUUGUAAUAUAAUUUCACCAAGAAGUAUUGCUUUUAUUUAUAACUAUCAAUCUUUGAGGAUAGGCUUUACUUAUACAAAAGUGUUCAACCUAAAACCGCCCACCAUUUUAGCUCCAAAUUCCUUGACCGAUUUUAUAUCACCAAUUUAUGUGAUGGGUGGUUCAAUUACUUUCAAUUUAAGUUUAUUUGAUAGUGUAUUAGAAGCAAUUCCAUUUAUAUACAUCGAAAAAGGAUCAUUUGUAUAUUCUGCUGAAUCAACGAUAGAAAAUUGUAAUUUCUUCGAGAAUCCAUUCAUGUUUCUCAUUAAUUCAAGCUUGGAUUUUAUUGGUCACUCUAAUUUCUCCAACACUAUAAUGAGUACAUUUCUCUUUAUCUCACAGUUCCCACAAACCACUGAAAGAGAUCUAUUUAGUCGUAUAUACUUCAAAAAUGUAUCAAGUCCACUCAAUUAUCAAAGAAAGAGUUAUUUAGGAUACCAAUUAGAGAAUUCAUCAAUAACAAUGAAGAAUUCCAGUGGCAAAACAUUUGGUAUAAAAAAUUAUUUGGUCAACAGACUCAAUCCAAAUGUCUCUGUACACUGUCUAUUUUUUGCAGAAGAAAGUUCUUUAAAAAUAACAUAUAGUAGUUUAUUUCCAAUCCAAGUGGAUCAUAUACUUAUCAUUAUCAAUAGUUCAGUCAGUUUACAAGAUGCUGUAGGUGGACAAUCAAAUAUGUUUCCAGUGAUUGGAAAUAAUUCAGAUGUGAAUUUAUCAGAAAAAAGCACUAAAUUAAAUAACAUUUAUUGUGGUUGUGAAGAAUGUAAAUAUUUUCUUAUAUAUGGUUAUCAAUUUAUUCCCAUCGUUAACCACACUUGCAUUGAUCCGACACCAACACCAACACCUACACCAACAACAACAAUAACCUCAACCUCAACAACAUCAACUACAUUGGCUUCAACAACAUCAACCACAGCUACUCCAACAACAUCAACUACAUCAGCUGGAACAACAUCAACUACAUCAGCUGCAACAAGCUCAACUACAUUAUCAUCAUCAUUAUCAUCAUCAACAACAACAACAACAAGUCCAAUUGAUAGUAAGACUAGGAAUAUUAUUAUUGUUACGGUUAUUUUGGGCACUGCGUCUAUAGCAUCUCUCAUAAUAUUCUCAUUAAUCUAUAAAAUGUAUAAAAAUAGGAGAUUCAUAUCACAUACCUCAUCCACUGAAAAACCGAGCUUUGAUAGUAACCUAUAUGCUGUGGCUGAAGAAGAUGAGAAAGCAGUAUCUCCAACUAUUGAUCUCACAUUGGUAGCCUAUGAACAUCAAUUUGAAGAUUAUGCUGAAUAUGACUAA